UAUGUUAUUAUUGGAGAGCUAUUUUGACUUAUCUACCUACUGAAGAUAAGUUAAGGAGAAGAGGUUUGCAGUUUGCCUCUCGUUGCUCGCUUUGCUCUGUUCAUGAAGAGAACCAUGACCAUUUAUUUAUUCAUUGCAAGUUUGCUAAGUCUAUUUGGCAAGCUAUCUCUUGUCGCUUUUGGCAUUAGAAUUAGUGGAACCGAAUCAUUAAAAAGUUUAAUUCAGCAAGCUUCUGAGCGCUCUUUCAGCUUGCAGGUGGCUGUUCUUUGGAGUUCGGCUAUUGUUCAGGCAGUUUGGGUUAUCUGGAAAACAAGAAAUGAUGCAAUUUUUGAAGACUCUCCUCCAAAUAUCAGUCAUGCUCUUCGUCUAAUAUGGAACUGUAUUAAGGAAGCAGAUUACUUCAGGCUCGGCUGCAUGCAUAACUCUUUGUCAGACUUUCAUAUUCUGAAGUUGCUGCAAAUUAAAGGUAAUCUAAGGCCUGCUCCUCGUAUUAUUCAUGUGAUUUGGCAUCCUCCUCUUGGCAGCUGGACAAAGGUGAAUACGGACGGCUCAGCGUUGGGUUCUCCUGGUAUUGCAGGCGGUGGAGGAAUAUUUCGAAACUCUAAUAGUUUCACUAGAGGAGCUUUUUCUUUUUGUUUAGGCGUUGAAUUUGCUUUUGUGGCGGAGUUGGCAACAGCUAUUAUGGCAGUAAACAUAGCUUGGAGGAGAGGGUGGCAUUAUUUAUGGCUUGAAUGUGAUUCUUCUUAUGUGGUUCAACUGUUUCUUUCUAAAUCUAUCAAUGUUCCUUGGGUGUAUUUGCAUAGAUGGAUUACUUGUCUACAUCAAGUUUCUCAUAUGACUUUUCAGGUAUCUCAUAUUUACAGAAAAGGGAAUGAAGUUGCUGAUUUGCUUGCAAAGCAUGGUGAUUUAGAGUGUUUGCGGAACUAUUUGGGCUAAAAAGAGUGAAGAAUUAAAAAAAUAUCAAAGUCGAAAGCUAAAGCAAAGAGUUAAAGAGAAAUCAAGUUUUUAAAGCAUGUCUUGGAAGAGAAGUUCAUGAGCAAAAGAGAAGCUGAGAAGCAAAAGAGACAUGUGUAAUUUAACACAUGUCUCGACCAAGACAUGAGCUUCUCGACCAAGACAUGAAGGACCAUUUUGCACGAAGGUUUAUCAAAGGAGCUUCUCGAUCGAGAAGCUCAACUUAAAUGAGCUUCUCGACCAAGACAUGGGAAAAAACUGAAGACGAAAUCUGUUUUGAAGAAAGAGCUCUAAUUGGCCCACUUCCUCUUUUAGCCUAACACCUUUGUACUAGGAUGUUUUUAUUUUCCUAUUUGUCCAGACUAUAUAAGUCACAUUAUCUUUUGGGUUAAUUCCUAAAAAAAUCACGAACUUUACACGAAGUUUCAUUUUAAUCAUGACCUUUAAAAGUUGCCAUUUAAAGGCACGAACUUUCAUUUUGUUUCAAAUCUAUCAUUUCAAUGUAUUUUUAUUGACUAAAUUCUUCAAUAAACCAUUAAUGAAAAACCCAAAUUAUAAAUCGACAUUAAAUCUUAUUAUCUUUUAGUUAGAGUAUAUAGGAUUAGGAAUUUUUUGUUCGAUAAAAUACACCGGAUUUUACUUUGGCGAUAGAUUUGAAACAAAAUGAAAGUUCGUGCCUUUAAAUGACAACUUUUAAAGUUCAUGAUUAAAGUGAAACUUCGUGUAAAGUUCGUGAUUUUUUUAGGAA
This is a messenger RNA of Mercurialis annua (annual mercury), 1702 nucleotides long. RefSeq lists its product as uncharacterized. Bases 103 to 936 code for a protein of 277 amino acids. The transcript is spliced from 2 exons. The record is from RefSeq and is a predicted model, not a curated record. Lineage: Eukaryota; Viridiplantae; Streptophyta; Magnoliopsida; Malpighiales; Euphorbiaceae. Gene Ontology annotation, molecular function: RNA-DNA hybrid ribonuclease activity; nucleic acid binding.